AUGGAUCUACCAAAGGACCAUCCCGAUCGUGAAGAGCGAAUAAUUCUCGCGACGAAGAUUACAUCUCAGUGGGAAAUCACCACCGAAAGCACUGCGUGCAUUCCUCUAACUAUGCGCUACCCGAAAGACCUUCAGUGGUGGCCUAUCGAAAUCCUGCGGGCCUUGGGUGACCUCGCCGACGAAAUGCCAGGUAUCGAAAACGGGAACGACGUCUACGAUCUACUGGUAGAGGGCAAAAUGAAGAGGAUGAAGGACAGCUCGUCAGCAGAGAUACAGCUGAGCGACAUAUCAUAUGUUCGAGAUCGGAGAUACAACGAGGGAAAGGAGAAGAUGCCUGACACGUAUGCGGACGAUGAAGGUAUGCUCGUGUCGUAUACUUUGUUCGAAAUCGCAAAAGAGCUAAUUUGGGCAGAAGCAGAGUCCAUCGAGCUCACAUCUGAUGAUGACGAGGUAGUCGAUUCGCCUUAUGAUACGGACGACGCAGACGACGCCAUCGAGCCCGGCGAAAGUUCUGAAACAUCUGCCACAGUAGACACGACCGUUGCAUCCAUCAAUCAGCACAAUAACAACUCAGUUGCUCUUCCAGCUGCCAUACUUCCCACGGAUAGCCAAAAAGACAAGUACAGAAAGUGGAACCUCUGGAUCAACCAUUACUGGCAAGUACAAGACUGCAGAGAUCUCAUCCCGGUUAACAUGCUCGAAAGAUACAACAAGAUACCAAAUCGAAACCGGGAGUUGAAAAGGUACGGAACUAAUCGAAACGGUGAGGUCUUGGAGCUGCUCUACGAGCUAGCUAAGAUAACUCGAAUGCAGCGGAAAGAUGAUGCGUGGAAGAUUAUCAAGGGGCACUGUGCCGACAGACCGAUGCGUAAAGAUGGCCACAAGGCGCUUUCGAUUAGCGAUGUUAAGUUUGCUCUUGAUUACUUUAGGGGUUUGCCGCAGGAAGAAGGAGAGGAGUCUGCCGCUGCUAGUGAGCUAGCUUCUACAGCGGCGUUGAACGACACUAAGACUUAA
Alternaria hordeiaustralica is the source of this 1014-nucleotide messenger RNA. RefSeq lists its product as uncharacterized. The transcript has a single exon. Lineage: Eukaryota; Fungi; Ascomycota; Dothideomycetes; Pleosporales; Pleosporaceae. The record is from RefSeq and is a predicted model, not a curated record. Bases 1 to 1014 code for a protein of 337 amino acids.